GAGAAGAGGAGAGAAAAAAAAAAAGUUUAGUAUCGGACUAAAUUUGAUUUAAAUAAGAAAGAUUACGGUGUAUGGGAAUUCCAAAAGGAACUGUGAAAUGGGAGGGCCAGGGCGGUGCCUGCUGGUUACGGGGCCACCGGGUGUGGGGAAAACCACGCUGAUCGUUAAGGUUUUUGAGAUGCUUAAGGCCUCUAACCCUAACUUGAAGAUCAAAGGCUUCUACACUCGAGAAAUCAGGCAAGGAAGCCAGCGUGUUGGCUUUGAAGUUGUUACCUUAGAUGGCCGAACAUCUCCCCUUGCCUCCACCUCUGUGUCCAGCUCGGAGUCUCUAAGAUGGCCCACUGUUGGGAGGUAUAAAGUUGAUAUAGCAUCAUUUGAGUCAUUGGCAUUGCCAGAACUGCAGGUUGAAAAAGAUGCUGAUCUCUUCAUCAUAGAUGAGGUUGGGAAGAUGGAAUUGUUUAGUUCAUCAUUUUUUCCGGCCGUUCUGAAGGUUUUGGAGUCAAAUACUCCACUUUUGGCUUCGAUCCCCAUUCCCAAGUUUGGACGGGAUAUACCUGGAGUUGCAAGGCUGAGAAAUCAUCCAGGGGCAAAUAUAUUGACGUUGAAUCCAAAUAAUAGGGAUGGGGCUAAAGAGCAAAUUCAUGGUCAACUGUUGAACAUGCUGGAGCAGCAGCAGCAUUAAGUGUGUUAUGCCUCGCUUGCUUCUAUCUAAGCCAGUUCCUUCCAUGUGCGCGAGUAAGUUUUUACUUUUAUGGCAUUUUCAAAUUUGCUUAAGCCAUAUAAAGUCAGUGGUGCUCAUGUGGACCUGAUCACAUAAAGCCUCUCCCUAAUUCUUUAGGGAUUAUUUACAAAUCACUAUGAUUUGUCCAUAACUUUAUGAUCUAAAAAUAGUUUUGUACUUUUUUUUUUUGGAACUUUACGGUGAUUUCUAAUUUUAAAUGAGUGCAGAUUUUAUUAUUA
This is a messenger RNA of Benincasa hispida (wax gourd), 960 nucleotides long. RefSeq lists its product as uncharacterized. Lineage: Eukaryota; Viridiplantae; Streptophyta; Magnoliopsida; Cucurbitales; Cucurbitaceae. Gene Ontology annotation, molecular function: ATP hydrolysis activity. The record is from RefSeq and is a predicted model, not a curated record.